GGUUGUUGAUCCCCUUUGAUUUAUUCGCUUAUAGUAUUGGUAGCUCUUUUGCUUACAUGAUGCUUCGCUCAUGAAUCAUGAUCAUUAGGAUGGUUGUUUGGUUGGGCUGCUAGCGAUGCUAGUAAUAUUUUAGUGUGAUAACCACAUGCCAAUGAUUUGGACCCCAAAAAACCUUUUGAUUCUCAUAUUAGAAUACUCGAUUUGCACUACAAACUAAGAACGUUCUCUGUUUUUGAAGUUGCUAUACCUAUGCUGCACAGAGCAUACAUCUGGGGAUCAUCAAUCUCUAGUAUAUAGCAUUGAUACAGAGAAUACUCUUUCUGCACAUGGACUCUUAAACCCUUUGAUAAAUAAUUUUCGGCUUUCUAGGAACUACUUUCAAUCACUGAAAUCUUCUGUCAGGAAAAAGAUAAUUGACAUCAGCUAAUGGCUCCUUUAUCGAUAUGUUUCUUAAUUCCUCUUAAUAAUUUCCUCUGUCAAAAUAUGUCAAACAUUUCUGAAUGGAGGGAGUAUUAGGCAACUGACUAUCUGAUUGUGUUUCACUUCACUGCAAAUCCAGAUUUGGUACAACAAUGUCCCUCACCCAAAGCUGGUGGAAUAUAAGAAGGAUCAGAACUGGGUUACAAGGUCUGGUGAUUAUCUUGUUUUCCCUGGAGGUGGAACUCAAUUCAAAGACGGUGUGGGAAGAUACAUCCAGUUUAUUGAACAGACUAUGCCCGCCAUUCAUUGGGGAACGCAUACAAGAACUGUCUUGGAUGUUGGAUGUGGUGUUGCCAGCUUUGGUGGAUACUUGCUUGACAGGAAUGUCAUUACUAUGUCAUUUGCCCCAAAAGAUGAGCAUGAAGCUCAGAUACAGUUUGCAUUAGAGCGUGGAAUUCCAGCAUUUCUAGCAGUGAUAGGAACACAAAAGCUUCCGUUUCCUGAUAAUGCAUUUGAUGUUGUACACUGUGCAAGGUGCAGGGUCCAUUGGUAUGCAAAUGGUGGAAAACCGUUGUUGGAGCUUAAUAGAGUGCUAAGGCCUGGAGGUUAUUUCAUUUGGUCUGCAACCCCUGUGUAUCGUCAAGAAAAAAGAGACCAGGAUGACUGGAAUGCAAUGGUUACUCUGACUAAAUCAAUCUGCUGGAGAACAGUGGUAAAAUCUCAAGUUCUCAAUGGAAUUGCAGUUGUUAUAUAUCAAAAACCAACAUCAAAUUCUUGCUAUGCUGAGAGAAAAAGCAAUGAACCCCCUCUAUGCUCCAAGACAGAUGGGUCACGUUUUCCUUGGUACGCUCCUCUCGAUAGUUGCAUUUUCACAACUUCCGCCUCCAGUUUGGAUGAAAGAACCAACUGGCCUGUUCCAUGGUCUGAAAGACUUAAUGUCAGAUAUGCAAGUGUGCCUGGUGAUUCUGCUUCUAACAAAGAGGCGUUUGAGGCUGAUAGAGAGUAUUGGAAACAGGUUGUUUCAGAAGUAUAUUUCAGUGACUUCCCACUUAAUUGGUCAAGUAUUCGUAAUAUAAUGGACAUGAAUGCUGGUUUUGGAGGGUUUGCAGCAGCACUCAUUGAUCAACCUUUAUGGGUUAUGAAUAUUGUACCAAUUGAUCAGCCAGAUACCCUACCGGUUAUUUUCAACAGAGGUUUGAUUGGAGCAUAUCAUGACUGGUGUGAAUCUUUCAACACCUAUCCUCGUACCUAUGAUCUUCUCCACAUGAGUAAUCUCGUUGCAAGUCUUACAAACAGGUGUGACAUCAUUGAAGUAGCAGCUGAAAUCGACAGGAUCCUGAGACCUGGUAGAUGGUUUGUGCUGAAAGACACCAUAGAAAUGAUAAAAAGGACGCGACCAGUCCUCAAGUCUCUGCACUAUGAAACUGUCGUUGUGAAACAGCAAUUUCUUGUUGCUAAAAAGAGUUUCUGGCGUCCCGGUAAACCAGCUUCCAGAUCAGGAUGACAUAGAUCAUACUUUCAGGAGAGUCAUCAACGAACAACAAUUCUUUGAUUCUUUGAGUUCUAAUCAGAUAGAUUCUUUAUACGGCACAGACACUGGUCAGUUGUAGAUGGUUACUUAUCGGUACAGUAAAUACAUACUUCUGAUAAGAAGUUGAGCUAAAACAUUCUUUUUUUGUCAAAGCAACAUAACAAGGGUGUUAUAAGCUUACAUUAGUAGGCUAGUUCUGACAAAUGCGCACACGGGCUUGAAACAUGUUUCAUGUUUGUAUACUUGUUCAUCAGUAACUUCUGUACAUUCAUUUACAAUCUUUGGAAUAACCGUGUGCUCCUUUUUUUC
Messenger RNA from Setaria italica (foxtail millet), 2260 nucleotides. RefSeq names its product probable methyltransferase PMT23. Bases 713 to 1924 code for a protein of 403 amino acids. The transcript is spliced from 7 exons. NCBI's taxonomy places the organism in Eukaryota, Viridiplantae, Streptophyta, Magnoliopsida, Poales, Poaceae. The record is from RefSeq and is a predicted model, not a curated record. Gene Ontology annotation, cellular component: cytoplasm; trans-Golgi network; endosome. Gene Ontology annotation, molecular function: methyltransferase activity.